Molecule: messenger RNA, 2405 nt
Organism: Neurospora hispaniola
Lineage: Eukaryota; Fungi; Ascomycota; Sordariomycetes; Sordariales; Sordariaceae
Product: Metallo-dependent phosphatase-like protein
Exons: 4
Coding region: 202-2322 (706 amino acids)
Biological process (GO): sphingomyelin catabolic process
Molecular function (GO): sphingomyelin phosphodiesterase activity
Source: RefSeq, a predicted model, not a curated record
UCGGUUGGAGGUAGAUUUUGUUGCAUUCAAUGCCCAUGAAAGCUACAAAUUUUCUCCAGCCUCCCGUCACAUAAAAGACGUGGAUGCCACUUUCCAGUCGGUGGAGUAUCAACUUCCCAAGAUAAAUACACUCAGAGCUCUUCGGUCAGUCUCUCUCGAUCUGAGCUCCGAGCAGCUUUCUGGUUCUCACGGUCAACCACCAUGAUGGGUCUCCUCUGGUGCGCUGUGAUGGCGAUGGCCGUUGCGCUGGCCUUUGCGCAUCCCAAACAACCUUCCACAUACCAUCCAGACGAUGUCACUUAUCCCGGCUCUGUAACUGUUUUCACUGUUCCUGCCGCUUUCCCAACUUCAGUGUUCUCAAGCUACUAUGUCAAGCCAGGUCCAACAAACCAGCCGCAACCCGUCUUAUACGAUCCUGUUCUGAAUAUCACUUUCCCAUUCAAUCUUACGGACCCAAAGCACGUCCCGGAUUCUAAUGAUGACCCGGUGAUCUUUCCUCAGCCCAUCGCCAAUAUCUCAGAUGCCACUGGGGAAGCUAUCGCGUCAGCAGCUGUCUCUGAGGUUUCGCGAAUCUUCAAGAGCAACAAUACCGGAGGAUCGAAUACAUGCUCCAAGUGCAUUGCCGCUCUGGCGGUGGGCCAGAUGGUAGCAAGAUUGGCUCCCACUCACUUUCCAAGCGGCAUGGUGUCGCUAUGUCACUCGCUCAAGUUCAGCACAUACAGCAGUUGCGAACUCACAUAUGGUCCCAACGGUUCCGGCGCUUCGUGGGCACAGAUACUCGCAAAGGCCGAUGUAGCGGGACUUGAUGGAAAGUACAUCUGCUCGUAUCUUCACAAGAAUGUCUGCGAGUAUCCCACUGUGACUUCCGUCAAGGCCGUAUUCCCCAAGCCCAAGCCUAAGAAGCCUGCUGAGCCUCGUCGGAGUGGGAAGAAGGUCAAGGUGUUACACCUAUCAGAUCUACAUCUUGACCCUCGAUACAGCGUCGGAUCUGAAGCGAACUGCACAUCCUACAUGUGCUGUAGAUACUCUGAACCACCCUCAAACGGUACGGUCCCCGAGAUCUCCGUAUCGGCUCCUCUUUUUGGCUACUACAAAUGCGACUCCCCUUUCUACCUCGCCCUGGCCGCUCUGCAAUCCAUUGGUCCCUUGACGGGCACUUCCGCGAAGAACCCACCCGCCUUCUCACUCUACACAGGAGACUUGAUCGCCCACGACGAUGAGAACCAGGCGUCGCGCGCCUACGUCGAGGCCACCGAAGUUGCCAUCUGGGAGGCUUUCAAGGCCUAUAUCGGCGGACCUAUCUAUACUGCUCUAGGGAACCACGACACAACCCCAGCCGACUACGAAGCCCCUCACGCCAUCGACAACAAUUCCACCCUAGGCUCUCAAUUCUCCUGGAACUACGCCCACGUCUCCUCCCUCUGGGCGCACUACAAUUGGCUCCCCUCUUCCGUCGCCCAACAAGCCUCUACCCACUACGCCGCCUACGCCGUCUCCCCUCCCCACCACCCAAACCUGAAAAUAAUCACCCUCAACAGCGACCUCUACUACCAGCACAACCCGUUCGCCCUUUUAAAUGCCACCAACCCCGACUACAGCGGCAUGUUUUCUUUCCUGGUCACCGAACUCCAAGCCGCCGAAGACGCCGGCCAGCGCGUUUGGAUCGUGGCGCACAUUCCUACCGGCUGGGACGGCGGGAGCGCUCUCCCAAAUAGUGCGGAUUACUUUUACCAGAUUGUGGAAAGGUACUCGCCCCAUGUGAUUGCGAAUAUUUUCUUUGGGCACUCGCAUGAAGACCAGGCCACAAUAUACUACCGUAACAACGGCACGGCGCAAACUAAAGAAGAAGCGCUGGUGACGGGCUGGGUCGGUCCCAGUUUGACACCGUUGCAGAACUUGAAUAGCGGGUAUAGGAUGUAUGAGGUGGACACGGGCAGUUGGGAGGUUAUGGAGGCCUUUACGUUCUACAGUGAUGUUGGGAGUUAUACCAAUCUUUCAUCAUCCGUUGACGGAGAAGGAGACGGAGGACAAGGAGAAGGACCGGUCUUCAAACUAGAGUACUCAACUCGUGCUACCUAUGGGCCGGCGGUCAACUGGCCGAGCGACGCACCGCUUAAUGCCACGUUCUGGCAUGGGGUGACGGAGGCGAUGGAGCGGAACAGGACGCUUGCUGAGCUGUUUACGCAGUAUCAGGGGAAGAGUAGCGCCAAGAGUAAGAAAUGUGAGACGGAAGAAUGCACGAAAGCGAAAAUCUGCUAUAUGCGCAGUGGGAGCACGGCGCUGGGCAAGCAGUGCAAGCAAGGGUAUGGGAGUGUGCAGUAAGGCAGUGUCGGCUCUUUGUGGUGCGGCUGGGUAGCUAGAAUGUUUUUUUUUUUUUUUUUGAGGGAAGCAAGGUAAUAAUUAGG